GGAAGGAGUAGACGGGGAUUGUGGAGGAGCAUGUGAAAAAUGUCUGAUUACUUUAAUUUAUCGUGCGACGUGAACAGUGGUAAACAGACGCGUUUGUGUUGAACGCAGCGGUGAACAAUAGUACCGGUGUCGGUACGUGAUCAUCGUCGACCCUCACAGCGUAUCACGUGGACGAAACGGGACUGGAUCGGUCGCGGGACGGGUCGGACACGCCGACCGAAAAUAUUUUCGAAAAAUAAAACCAGUGCUCCAGUGUUGUUUUGCUCCUGCGGGACUCAUUGGGACCAGUCUCCACGACACAUUGAAGUAUUUGUAAGGUCGGAGUACACGUAGACAAUUGGACAUUGCAUCAAAGGCCCCGGAGGACCUGGGCAACGAUGGAUGGUGCCAGACAGGAAUGAUAGAAUGCAAGAGGGUAGCACCGCCGUGGCGCUAGCGAUGGUGACUCCUGGCUACGAUCAGGACCCUGCGAGUGGGGUUGCCGAUUACACGACCCAUCAGGAUCAGGCCCAGUUCGAGGCGGACAAGAGGGCAGUCUACAAGCAUCCCCUCUUCCCGCUGCUCGCGUUACUCUUCGAAAGAUGCGAACAAGCCACACAGAGCUCGGACAACUCGACGUCCGAGAGCUUCAACAUGGACAUACAGGCCUUCGUCCAACACCAAGAAAGAGACCGAAAGCCGUUCCUGAUCAAUGACCCCGAAAUUGACGGUUUGAUGAUCAAGGCGAUACAGGUGCUGCGAAUUCACCUACUCGAGUUGGAAAAGGUUCAGGAGCUGUGCAAGGACUUCUGCAACAGGUACAUCACGUGCCUGAAGGGCAAGAUGCAGAGCGAAAAUCUGCUACGCAGCGAUUACAGUCACCAUGGACACGAUAUGGGUCCAUCGAGUGGCAGCAAUGGCAGCAGUCCUUUGCAGGUGCUGUCUUCUACAGGCAAUGAUGUUGAGCCGGGAGCUAACGGAUUCAGAGUGAGCAGAGGCGACACCCUGUCGGAAAACGGUGGCGCGAGUCAAGUUGCCGCGCAAGAGGAAACCGGUAACGACAGGCCGCCAUCGGUGCGAUCAUCUUCCACAGCUCAGCGCUCGAACAGAUCCUCCAGCCAGGAGCAUGACGAUCCUCUGUCACCUUCCACAGUACACGGGAGCACGCCCCUUUCGCAAAUCGGGGCUCAUCCCUGUGCACCGGUCAACGAUAUGUAUCUUGGUCAAGAUAUCACUGUUGCGGGGUCUCCUUCUCCUGCACCCAGUGAAGAUGAAGAUGAAGGAUGUGGCACUGGCACUGUUACUUCAAAUCAUAGUACUAGCCAUGGAGGUAGUCAUAGUAGCAUUAAGAAAGGAAGACAGAAGAGGGGAGUCUUACCUAAGCAGGCUACAAGCAUUAUGCGAACCUGGCUCUUUGAACAUUUAGUUCAUCCUUAUCCAACGGAGGAUGAAAAGCGUCAGAUCGCAAGUCAAACGAACUUAACGUUGUUGCAAGUGAACAAUUGGUUCAUCAAUGCUCGUCGGCGAAUCCUUCAGCCGAUGCUAGACGGUGCCGGGGCGGACCCGGUGCAACGCGCGGGUAAACGUCACAAGGUCUCGAAGCACGUUGUCCAACAGCAACACGUGCAGCAACAACAAGCCGGCGGCUGGCAAUCUGAAGACUCUGGGAGCGAUUCAGGCUCCAGCGACGGUGAGGGGGGUGCCGAUAGAUCGAAAGACGGUAACGAUAGCGACGAAGAUGAUCUUCACUGACCUCUGUCGAUCACUGAAACGUCAACCUCUUUACGAUUCGACAUCGACAUCAUUUUCAAAUUCCGACG
Dufourea novaeangliae is the source of this 1799-nucleotide messenger RNA. Its product is annotated as homeobox protein PKNOX2-like. Gene Ontology annotation, molecular function: RNA polymerase II cis-regulatory region sequence-specific DNA binding; DNA-binding transcription factor activity, RNA polymerase II-specific. Lineage: Eukaryota; Metazoa; Arthropoda; Insecta; Hymenoptera; Halictidae. The coding region runs from base 382 to 1731 and encodes 449 amino acids. The transcript is spliced from 8 exons. Gene Ontology annotation, biological process: regulation of transcription by RNA polymerase II. The record is from RefSeq and is a predicted model, not a curated record.